Messenger RNA from Penicillium paradoxum, 849 nucleotides. Its product is annotated as enoyl-CoA hydratase/isomerase family protein. The transcript has 2 exons. The coding region runs from base 1 to 849 and encodes 282 amino acids. Gene Ontology annotation, cellular component: mitochondrion. The record is from RefSeq and is a predicted model, not a curated record. NCBI's taxonomy places the organism in Eukaryota, Fungi, Ascomycota, Eurotiomycetes, Eurotiales, Aspergillaceae. Gene Ontology annotation, biological process: fatty acid beta-oxidation. Gene Ontology annotation, molecular function: enoyl-CoA hydratase activity.
AUGCCAUCCUUCACAAUCCAACCCCCAACCCCAGCCCAUGCAAUCCUCAGCUACCCAGCACCCCACAUCCUCCUGGUGACACUAAACCGGCCGCGCGACCUAAACUGCAUAAACACCCAAGGCCACGCAGACCUACACGAAGUAUGGGAAUGGCUCGACGAAGAGCCCAGUCUCCGCGUAGGCAUCCUCACAGGAACGGGACGGGCAUUCUGCGCCGGCGCCGAUCUAAAAGAAUGGAACAACCGCACUUCAUCGGAAUCCAGUUCCAAAUCCAGCGUUAUGCCCAAUAGCGGAUUCGGCGGGCUGGCCCGCCGAAAAGGCAAGAAGCCGGUGAUCUGUGCGGUGAAUGGACUCUGUCUCGGCGGGGGAACGGAGAUGAUUAUCAACAGUGAUAUUGUGGUUGCGUCGGCAAAGGCGGUUUUUGCGCUGCCGGAGGUGAAGAGGGGGGUUGUGGCGCUGGCUGGUGCGUUGCCGCGGCUGGUGCGGACUGUGGGGAAGCAGCGGGCUAUGGAGAUGGUUUUGACGGGGCGGAUGGUUGGGGCGGCAGAGGCGGAAAAGUGGGGGCUUGUUAAUUGGAUUGUGGAGGGGGAGAAGGAGGAGGAGAUUGCGAGGGCGGUUGUGGAGAAGGCUUUGGGGGUUGCUGGGGAGAUUGCAGGGAAUAGUCCUGAUUCGGUGUUGGUUAGUCGGGAGGGGGUGAAGUUGGGGUGGGAGGGGAUUGGGGCGGAUGAGGCGACUUCGAUGUUGAAUGAGACUUGGGUGAAGAGGUUGUAUGAGGGGGAGAAUAUCAAGGAGGGAUUAUUGGCUUUCGUGGAGAAGAGGAAGCCUGUUUGGGUAGAUAGUAAGUUAUGA